CUUUGGAACCAAAAAACCCAGGAAAAAGGGAAUCCGUAUCUUAAACUAAGGAAAAUCAGCGGUAGAUACGAUGGCUCCGGCCCAUCCCGAGUUGCUAUGGUCCGUAAUAUGCUCUGGAAUCACAUGUGGACUACUCGCUAUCUCAAUCGGGGCCAAUGAUGUGGCCAACGCCUUCUCCACCAGUGUUGGGAGCGGAACUUUGAAGCUAAGGGGAGCGAUUUCUAUCGCCUUUGUAUUCGAAAUCUUAGGCGCUCUCGUGCUAGGAGGAACCGUCACAGAUGCCAUACGUUCAAGAGUUUUAAACUUUGCAGCCUUCGCAGACGCUCCCUAUGAGCUCGCCUUGGGGAUGUUCUCGUCCUCAGUUGGCGCCACUGCAUGGUUGGCCGUCUCAACAUACUUUGGAAUGCCUGUAUCAACGACGCAUAGCAUCAUUGGAGCACUUGCAGGGUUUGGAGUUGCGUCUGGACGUGUAGACAGCGUGCGCUGGCUUCAGCUGCUUUACAUUGUCCUUUCGUGGUUUAUCGUGCCACUUGUGGCUAUUGCUGUUAGCGCAUUGGUAUACAUUGUUGUUCAGGAUGUGAUUCUUAGCAGGAGCUACUCAUUCUUUUUCAUGAAAUACUUCCACUGGGUGCUCUUGUCAAUAUCCUCAUUGCCUCUUGCCAUAUUCAUCGCGUUUGAAAACCCAAUGGCAAAGUUUGAAGGCGCUUAUAAGGAAUGGUUUGAAACCAACGGCUCCAACAAGUUUGCAUGUAUCUUGCUAAUUCUCGCGGUUCUGGUCAUAAUUUCGUCAAUAGUUACUAUUCUCAUUACGAGGCAUAGGCUAGCUACCGGAUGGUCUUAUCUAGAGUCUUCACUAAGUGCAGAUCCAGUGGUUGUAUGUCCCAAGGGAGUACUUUCUGGACGCAAAGGACCAAAGUCCAUGGAGAUUAAUGUUGGAAAGGGAGACAAAAUGGAAGUUUUUGAGAUUGAAGCAAAAAGGAGAUGUUCAAAGUCUGGAAUUGAUCUACUUUUGAAGUCUGAGCUCUUCCAUGGUGGUCCAGAGUCCUUCAGAAGCGAACCUGGUCUCUCGGAGGUAGAUGUCUCUGAGGAUAAAAUGCCCCUUGAACAAUCAUCUGUGAGCAAGCUGGAAUUGUCAAAGAUCGCAAAGAAAGAUGUAGAGUGUCACGUAUCGGAGGAAACCAAGAGAUCUGGUAGCCACAAAACCCAGACUGUAUUUUCGGCAAUGCAAAUUUUGGGUGCGACUAUGGUUGUAAUAUCGCAUAGUGCAAACGACACUGCAAACGCGGUAUCCCCCUUUGCCACUGUUUUGUUCCUUUACCUUCACGGAGUUAAGGAUGAAUCUUUAACAACACCCUGGUAUAUUUUGUUAUCUGGGGGAUGUUGUAUGGCCCUUGGACUUGCCGUUUUUGGAUACAAAGUUGUCAAGACUGUAGGACUUAAUUUGACCAGAGUUACACCAUCCAGGGGAUAUACCAUUGACUCUGUUGCUGGUUGUCUUGUGUUGGUUCUGAGUCAUUUAGGUAUACCACUCAGUUCCACCCAUUGUACCGUUUCAUCUAUUCUUGGAGUCGGCCUAAUUGAAGAUCCAUGGAAUGAUGAAAUUGGUGAACAGGAUGGAGAGUGGAUUGGAUUCAAGUGGUUUCCAUUUUUGCGGAGGAUAUCGGUUAAGAAUGUGAAUUUUAAGUUGUAUAGGAAGAUUUUCUUUACUUGGAUUUCGACAAUUUUUUUCAGUGGCAUAACUACGGCAAUGCUGUUUGUGAUUAGCAAAUUUUGUUACAACAUUAAACUUUCUAGGGCAUAACUGGACUCUAACGUAA
Molecule: messenger RNA, 1817 nt
Organism: Theileria equi strain WA
Lineage: Eukaryota; Apicomplexa; Aconoidasida; Piroplasmida; Theileriidae
Product: phosphate transporter, putative
Exons: 1
Coding region: 71-1801 (576 amino acids)
Biological process (GO): phosphate ion transmembrane transport
Cellular component (GO): membrane
Molecular function (GO): phosphate transmembrane transporter activity
Source: RefSeq, a predicted model, not a curated record